AUGAAAGGGUUAGGAGGCAAUCGAAGCCGUCACCUUUCUGACAACUGUGAACCUACAAGUGACCAAAUGUAUCCAACCACUACCCCAGAAAGGAAUCCCUAUCUGCUGAGUCCAGCAGAUACAUAUCAAAUGGAACAUCAUCGCUUCCCAACUACCAGCACUCUGCAGGGAGACUGCCUCCUUCCGUUGAACAAUCAGAUUGCCAGUAGCACCUUCCCCAGGAUCCAUUAUAACUCACACUUUGACCUGCAAGAUGAUUGUAGUUUCACCCCCAAUACUUCUACAAGCAAAAUCAAUCGCAUUCCUGCUAACCUGCUGGACCAGUUUGAGAAGCAGCUGCCUAUUCACAGGGACGGAUUCCACACUUUGCAAUUCCAGAGGGGCGAUAACAAGCACCGGGCUGAAAGUCCUGGACGGAUACGCCAUCUCAUGCACUCUGUGCAAAAGCUCUUUGCAAAGUCUCAGUCCCUUGAGGCCACCGGCAAAGGAAGUGUGAAUGGGAGCAAAUAUGGUUCAGACGACUCCAAGCAGAGCAAGAGAAGCAAGAGCAAGGACCGAAAAUUGGAGUCAAAACGCAGAACAAGAACAAAUAUAUCAGGCUGGUGGAGUUCAGAUGAUAACCUGGAUAAUGACAACAUAAACUACCGGAAUCCGAUGAGUUUAAUGACACUUGGGAGACGCACUGACCACGGUCCUGCCAAAUACUUCAUGAAUGCAUAUAACACAAUCAGUGAACAUACUCUUAAAGCUUCAAAGAGCAAUAAUGACUUGAAAUGUUCACCUUGUGUGAAUAUACCAAUAAAUGCUGACUCAAAGUACAUAAAGAGGGGUUCCUGGUCCACACUGACCUUAAGCCAGUCUCGAGAAGUUUGCCAAAAAUCAUCUGCUACAAUGGACAAGGCACUAUUGAAAUCCAAGUCAUAUCAUCAUGAUCUUGCUUCCCAGUACUUGAAGGUAGAGGGUGGUGGUGGCAAAUGGAGUUCAAUGCAGCUAAAUACCAGAGAGCUUGACUCGACAGCUGUGGGAGAAAUUCCCUGCCGGCGAAUGCGUAGUGGCAGCUAUAUUAAAGCAAUGGGAGAUGAUGACAGCGAGGACUCUGAAAUGAGCCCCAAACCAUCCCCGAAGACUGCAGCAAGACGUCAAAGUUAUCUCAAAGCCACACAACAAUCACUCAGUGAGCAGAUUAGUCAGCGGAAGAGUCUUGAUUGUCUGGAUACAGCAGAACUGAAUUCACCCAGCUUUCAUGGAUGGCAUGAGGACUACAUGGGAAGUUCAGACACUCUCAAAUCCAACCCGAUUAACCAGGAGAGAGAAAUGGAUUUCAGCAAUCAAUAUGAAAAUAUCUGUGAGUCUGUCUUCAGCGAGGUGGACUCCCAAGCAGUGGAUGCUCUGGACCUGCCCAUACCUGGCUGCUUCCGCUCAAGAAGUCACAGCUACCUAAGAGCAAUCCAGGCUGGCUGUUCUCAGGAUGAUGACAAUGCAUCUGUCCGCUCAGUGUCUCCUCCACCUAUAGCAACCACAGUUCGAACCAUGCAAACCAACACCAUGUCAUCGUGUAUAACCACUUACAAGAAGACUCCUCCACCAGUUCCACCAAGAACCACAUCUAAACCAUUUAUUUCAGUUACAGUCCAGAGCAGCACAGAAUCAGCUCAAGAUACAUACCUCGACAAUCAGGACCACAAGAGUGAUUUAAACAGUCAGUCUGGUCUCAGUAAUUCUUCAGAUAGCUUGGAUAGUGCCAGGGCUCUAAAUACAACUAAAACGGGAAGUGUCACUACUCCGGUUCGUGAACAGUUAGACAACCAAACCCAACACCGAAAUGCCACUGUAGCAGCUGAGAAGGGACCACUCGUCAUUGAGGAACCGAAGGUGGAAGUUAUUCCAAAAAGAAAGCUCUCUUCCAUCGGGAUACAGGUUGACUGUUCCCAGAAUUUGAUUAAGGAACAAGAUUCUCAAAUCAUCAACAAAUUCCAGUCUAUUGGAAUACAAGUGGAAGACGAGUGGCACAUAAGCCGCUCUAGCAGCAUGACUUCAAAACAAGAAACUGACUCUGAUACACAGGAAUGUAAUUCUGCUGUUGGAUCUCAAGACAAAAGCAACCUGCUUUCGGAUUCAGCUCAGCAUCACAAUGCCUCAAAUCCUGAACCUGCGGUACGGCAGCAUGCAAAAAGCUCCCAGACAAAAAAUAAAGCAUUAGCUUAUGGAGAUAACUUAGAUCCAGCUCUAGAUCCAUCCUCAUUACCACCACCGGAGCCAUGGUUAGAAUCAACUAACAAUCUCCCUGUUGAACCAGUGCACACUACUUCUUGUCGUCGGGAUGGCUACUGGUUCUUGAAACUGUUGCAAGCGGAGAAAGAAAGAAUGGAAGGAUGGUGUCAUCAAAUGGAGAAAGAAACCAAAGAAAAUAACUUAUCUGAAGAAGUCCUAGGAAAAAUCCGAAGUGCAGUAGGAAGUGCACAACUUCUGAUGUCCCAGAAAUUACAGCAGUUCCAUGGUCUCUGCGAGCAAAAUCUGAAUCAAAAUGCAAACCCACGACCGACUGCACAAGAUUUGGCUGGUUUUUGGGACAUGUUGCAGCUUUCCAUUGAAGAUAUUAGCUUGAAAUUUGAUGAACUUUAUCAUCUUAAAACUAAUGACUGGCAAAUUAUUGAAAUGCCAGAAAAGAAGGAAGAGAAAAAGCUGCCCCCGCCCGUGCCAAAGAAACCAGCAAAGGCUAAGACUCCUAUAAAUCGUGAAAAGCUAACCGAUUCAGCAGACAAGCAACGUCAGGAAGCUCGCAAGCGAUUAAUGGCAGCUAAACGGGCUGCAUCUGUACGACAGAACUCUGCAACAGAGAGCGCAGAUAGUAUUGAGAUAUAUGUCCCUGAAGCACAGACCCGGCUGUGAUUUAGAGUAGAUCUUUUGUACACGUUUUUGGCUAACUUUAAAAUUUCAGCAGUCUGUGCGAUUCUACAAGCAACGUUUAGCACCAAGUAAUAGAAUGCAAUGUUUAUUAGUAUAUAUGGCAUUGCUAUUCAACAGACUAUUAAAAUCCUUUCUUUCUAAAUGUUAAAUCUGAUCUCAUCGGUGUGUAUAUUGGUUGCCAUGCUUCUCUUAUCAUUUGCAUGGCUUUCUCUUAUCCAUCAGUCAAUUUUUCCGUACAGUAAACAAAUUGCUUUGCCUCAAUAGCAAAUGGUGUUUUCUCUAGCAUUUACAGGAAAAGGACUGGAAAAAGUACAUCAACAAUUCUUCAUUAAUUUAAAUGUCAAAAAUUUAAAGGAAGAUGAAGUUUCUUUGAAUAACCAAACCUGAGCUCAAUUUUAUUGGGUUGUUGUUACUUUUGAUCUAAAAAAUAAUGUGUUCCUGUUUGCUGACACAAUAGCUUUUCGGAAGAUGCUUCCAUUGGCUCUGUAAAUUUGGAUUGCUGCUGCAAAAUGAUGUAAACCUCUACCAUUCAGUAGAGCAAAGCAAUAGAGCAUUUCAAUGUUCUCACAUUUUUCAAAAUGUACAGAAGUGACGUAGAAGAUCUGACUCGGAACCAUAGAAUCAUUUUAUGAAAGAAGCACAUGCAACCAAAAAGGUUUUAUCGAAACUAAUCUAGUUUUAAAACCUUUUCAGAUGUGAUCUUGGAUUUUGCAGCCAAAAUUUUAAAGUAUUUGUCUCAUUUGUUACAGUUACUUCCUGAAUCUAGUAGUAGCUUAAAGUGGUUGUUUAUAUGUAGAUAACUAGUUAAAAUUUUAAGCAUUCAGAUGAAGAUAAAUUAUGGAGAGAAACAUUGUGCUUUGAUUGACUUAAGAAUCUGUUAGGUGCAAGUGUCAUGUUCAAAAAAGUUGAUGAACAUUCAUAAAAACAUGAAAGAAGCACUACCUAAUAGCUUUUGUCCAAAUAUACUUUCUAUCGUGUAAUAGUCUCCAUUAUUCCAUCUCUGUGUGACAUAGUGUCGUGUUUCGAAGAUUGCCAAAUGUUUGUCAACCAUCUUUUUAUUCUGUUUCUUUUAAUGGCUUUUAGCAGAAGAAAUAAUUAGUUUUUGACAUUCAAGAUGCCAUUACUUAAACAUUAAAUUCAUGAGCAAAAUAUUUUAAUUUCAAAAGAUUUAAAUAUUUAAAAUCUUGAUUAGUUAUAAUGCAACUAUGGUAAAUUGUAUCUGUUGUUUAAAAUUGUUACUCAUGCUUUUUUUCUCAUCUGAGGAAUUGAUUUUCUGCACUUGUGCCCAAGACUGAAUGCAUUAGGACAAGAUCACAUUUUACUAGAGAUAGAUGAGAUUUGUUACUCAUCACUGAACUGUCAUUGUUGGUGGACUGUUUUUUUAAAAAACAAUAUUUUCCAUAAAGAUGUCUGGAGGCAAAAUAGCCUUCUAGCUUGA
Hemiscyllium ocellatum (epaulette shark) is the source of this 4345-nucleotide messenger RNA. Its product is annotated as disks large-associated protein 4-like. Gene Ontology annotation, biological process: signaling. The transcript has 14 exons. Gene Ontology annotation, molecular function: molecular adaptor activity. Lineage: Eukaryota; Metazoa; Chordata; Chondrichthyes; Orectolobiformes; Hemiscylliidae. The record is from RefSeq and is a predicted model, not a curated record. Gene Ontology annotation, cellular component: postsynaptic specialization; glutamatergic synapse. Bases 1 to 2889 code for a protein of 962 amino acids.